Lepisosteus oculatus (spotted gar) is the source of this 4010-nucleotide messenger RNA. The record is from RefSeq and is a predicted model, not a curated record. Lineage: Eukaryota; Metazoa; Chordata; Actinopteri; Semionotiformes; Lepisosteidae.
AUCCUAUCUGCCAGGAUGUGCUUAAUUUUCUGUGCGUGGAAAGGUGCGCCAGAUCGCGCGGAUAUGGUAAUGUUACACAAAUGGCCGCGGAUUCCGACUGACAAGAGGAGCUGCAGUGAUUUCCCAGUGAUGAGUAGUGAAAGCACUGCUAUAGGGGAAUCCGCCCCAUUGGUGGCUGGGUAUUUGGGAAAAUCUCAAGAGAGGUUGCACUUGGAAAAGAACUGUCCAGUGUGUGCUGCCAAAGGUCAGACGCAGGCCCUGCGAGCCUUCCACAUCAGUUUUCAGGAGUCUAUCAUCCUCUGUGGAAACCCCCAGUGCAUUUUUCCUCUAGGAAGCAAACCUCUGGCUGACAUUCUCUUGCAUGGUACGUCAGAGAAACCUCACAUUGCAAACAGCUACGCGAGGAAGAGGACGCUCAGCAGCUCAGGUGAAACGCAAGCUGAGCCUUCCUCAAAGAGCCCGAAGGCAGCGGAGGAGAUUGACCCAGCUCAAAAUACAUCUGGAACCCGUGUUGUCUGCAAACCUUGUUCGGUGGUUUUGACUUACAGCAAGGUCUGUGAAAGUAAAUUGCAGACUGAAGGCCAGAAUGUGCAUUACGUUGACACCAGAUCACCGCCAAAAGAGUUGGACUUCUCAUGUCCAGACCCUUGCAGCCCAGGCAAAGACACAAAACAGCCAAGCCCUGCAAAAAACAAGCCAUGUGAGGUGACAUCUGAAGGUGUGCAGGAAGGCUCUUCAGAAGAAUUAGUUCCUGCUCCUCCCUUUCUCUUCUGGAAAAAUCAACAUUCACUGUGUUGGCUGGACAGUUUAAUGGUGGUGUUAGUGCAUUCUAGCGCUGUGAGGGAAAAUUUGAACACCCUGCAAUCUGACAGCUCUCCACUCAGAAGACUGUGCACUGAAUAUGACAAAGCACAAGCACUUUUACAAGAGGCACAGCGGACCAGCAGUGAAGGUGAAGUCGGUAAGAUCCCCUCAGGAGUCCUCCUACAGGCAGAAAGUCUCUUAAAUGAAAUCAGAAUGUCUGUUUUCAACCUUCUGCAACCUAAACUGCGCUGCAAACUGGGAAGCCAGGAGAGCCCUGUCUUCGCUCUGCCCCUCCUGCUCCAGCUGGACCAGGUGACCGAAGAGCUGUUCAAGUCCUCCUUUCACUGGGAGUUCGCCUGCUUCGCAUGUGGCCACAGCUCUAGGAGCAGGCGUGAAAAUACUUUAACUACGUUUACGGGUAUUAUACCAGAGUGGAACCCCUUGAAUGCAGCCCAUGCUUCGCCAUGCCCGAGGUGCGACCAUAAACAUCAAAUGAGGAAGAUGGUGUUGGAAAGGGUUCCCCCCGUUUUUAUGCUUCACUUUGUGGAAGGCCUACCUCACAACGAUAUGAACGCUUACGCGUUUGACUUCCAGGAGAUGCAGUAUGCAGUCUGUGCUGUAAUCCAGUAUGAUCAGCUUGUGAAGCACUUUGUCACCUGGCUUCAUAAUGAAGAUGGUACAUGGCUGGAAUGUGACGAUUUAAAAUACCCUCUCUGCAUCCAUCACAAGCACUUGGAAGUUCCCUCUAAGGAGAUUCACAUUGUCUUCUGGGAUGCCUGUAGGAAGAGCACUGUGACAGGGUCUGGCCUCCAUCUGAAAGAGGAGUGUGUCAAGCAUGUUCCCCCUGAGGAAGGCACAGCAGCAGAAGCUGACGCCCUGGAUACCUCUCUGCCCCUUCUUGAAGUGGACAGCAGUCUCUCUGACAUAGUCGCGCAGGAGGAGAGCGAUGAUCUUUCUGCUCACGCAGGCUUAAACGCCACCUUAACGAACUCUGAUAUGCGGGAUGCGUUUGAGGGUCUGUCACACAACGAUAUUGUUACCCUGACGCUUGUUGAGGUCAAGGUUGAUGCUGAAGGGAGGCCGCUGGACAGCCACCGGGUUCCAGACUCCACAGAUUGCAGUGACCAAACGGCAGCUCCUGAGGAAAACCGGCCUGGGGGUGAAGACUUCGGUUUGUUAAAUAACAGCAGCGGGUCACCUCCUCCCAGGGUGAACCAGAGCUCUGAAACGCCUGCUAGUCUUCUUUGUCCUGCUGAGCUGUGCGGGCCGCAGACCAGAUCUUCAGAAAAGGCCCCGGUCAGUGUGCAGAGCUCCCAGCAGACUCCGAGGGAAAAGAGAGUGACAGUUGAUUCCAAGAACCGAGAGGAGUUUGGAACAGCUGCUAAGGUUCCUCCGGCAUCGGAUGUUCGCACCGCACUUUCUCCAGACACGACUUCGCCUCCAGCAGCCACUACAACUGCUCUCCCCGCUACUGCUGCUGCUUCUGCUGUGAAUGGAGGCAAAUCAGGAGGAUCUGGAGAUAAGUGGAGUGUUCAUUUCCUCAACAGACACCCAGUGUUAAGAUCAAGCAGCACGCAUUUCAAAGCUGUUCCUGUGGCACCUUCCCGACCCUCACAACCCUUCCCGACCAGGGAGCAGCAGAGCCCCAGACCCUUGUUGGCGCUUGGAGACGACGGGAAUUUUCCAGGGAAGUCGGCGGAAAUGUUUGGGGGUUUCAGAUCGAAAGGUGUCGCGACUUCCAAGGGCAGCUUGCCGUCCCGAGAGACGGGGCUGAAGAUGCAAGAUGUCUCCGAAGAGGCUCUUUUAAAACCUCCUUGCCCACCGUCCCCAUGUUUACCCUUGAGCAAAGCCAACGUUAUCAGCUCCCCGUCUUCAGACUCCGCUGGUUUCCCUGUGAAUGCCACCAAGCCGGAUCCGAGGAAAGCGGUCAGCACGACGUCGGCUCUUAAGGGACACGACAAGACCGACAAACUUCGUUACAAACUCCUUAAAAAGCUUAAAGCGAAAAAGCAGAAGCUGGCUUCCCUCAACAGCUUAUUGAAGUUAAAUGGGUUUGGAGAUACUUCUGUGCUUCCGGAGAGUCACAAAUCCACUGUGCAUCUAGACGCUAAGAAAAUCCUCCAAAGACUGGAAAGCACCGAUACGGAAUCCAUGUACACUGUUAGCUCAGCUUCUUCCUUGUGCGCCAGUCCCAGUUACGAUGAAUUCUUCGCUGACCUCUUAUCUCCAUCCACAACUGAUAGCUCUGUGUCCCCGGACAGCACUGACUGUCUAGAGAGGCUAGCAAAUGGGAAACAGGUGAGAGGACUUCUGGACGGCUCCACCACUAAGCAGAACUGUUACCAGGGAUCCAUUCCCUUACAGACUCAGGGCCCUAACUUGGCCGUUUCUGAAUCGCCUUUCGCCGUCACACAAAACGGUCUGUGUUCCACUGGUGAAGAUAUCUUUGAAGAGCUCAUGUCCAACUCAACACUACAGUCAUGUGAAGCAGAGAGCACAGACCUCAGUACAUUUGACCUUUUCUUUUGAGUUUUGCCUUUUUUGUAUUCUUGUUGACAGCGGUUAUUUAAAAUUUGUACUGUAUAGAUUUUUUUUUUGCUUAUGUUAAGCAUUAGCAGACUGAAUAAGCCUGAAUCACGAAUCACAGCACUUGUAUUUUUUUUUUAAUGUGUGACAUUUUAAAAUACAAAUUGAAAGCAUUUGUUGUGAAUUUAUACUGGGUGACAUGCUCGUGCACAGUUGUUGUCAUGUUUUGUGUAAAGAUCUGUAUGAUCCCAGUAACUGGGCUAAAAUUCUUGUGUAAUAAAAGUUAAUUCUUAGUGGUGUAUUUUGUAUAACACUAGAUCUUUGUGUGUUUCCAGUUGUUUAUGGCCUUUGGCUAUAAAGUUAGGUUAUGUGGUCUGAUGGCUCCGCAGUUUUAUUAAGGAUGACCCUGGCUGUAAGCUUCCACUGAGAUCUAGUUAAGAUUAGUAGAAAGAUUCAGACUUGUGAAGAUUUAUAAGAAAAGGGCUGCAGCUGAACUACAGAGGAAGACCCAUGUAGCCCGUGAAUAUGUGAGACAGCAAUGUUGUGCACAGUAAUUUAAACACUGUUGUCAGUUUUAAUUUAGACAUACAAGUCUGCAUGCUUCUUUAAUGGAGCUUAUUUUGUAUAAAGCUUUUUGUAAAAAAGUUAUUUUUUAAUAAACUAAGAGAAAACAUUCAGUA